Molecule: messenger RNA, 3240 nt
Organism: Thermochaetoides thermophila DSM 1495
Lineage: Eukaryota; Fungi; Ascomycota; Sordariomycetes; Sordariales; Chaetomiaceae
Product: putative transcription protein
Exons: 4
Coding region: 1-3240 (1079 amino acids)
Biological process (GO): transcription antitermination; regulation of mRNA 3'-end processing; DNA-templated transcription
Cellular component (GO): nucleus
Molecular function (GO): RNA polymerase II transcription regulatory region sequence-specific DNA binding
Source: RefSeq, a predicted model, not a curated record
AUGUCUGCUUUCCCUCUUCCGAUACGCCGAGACGAGGAGAGGACCGUCGUGUCAUCCUGGCGCGCAACUACUCCGAGGAUGGCGCUUCGUCGCAGCACUCGCAUCAUCAACCAGCAGCAUCUACAGAAGCAGCAGCUAGCGGAUCAGCAGCAGCAACAGUCGCUAACCUCCCAUCAAACAGCAGCGCCAGACCCGGAACCGCGCCGGUCGGUCCGAGCAACCAAGGGUCAACACAAGGCCCUCGAGCAGCUCGACCUCCUCAGCGAGCCCCCGAAGCGCCGCGGCGGCGGCGGUAAGAAGAAGAAGGCCGCGCCCGAGCCAGAAGAGCAGCCCGAGGAAGAGAUCAUCCGCUGCGUCUGCGGCGCUACUGAACAAGAUGAGGACUCGGGUGAGCCCUGGAUCGCCUGCGACCAGUGCGGCGCUUGGCAACAUAACAUCUGCAUGGGCAUGAGCCAGUACACGGAAGACUUGCCUAAGGAGUACUUCUGUGAGCUGUGCAGGCCCGAGAACCAUAAGGAACUGCUGGCGGGCAUUCAGGCUGGCGAACGGCCGUGGGAAGCUCGUCGCAAGGCAUAUGAGGAGGAGAAGGCUGAGAAGAGGAAGAGAGGCCCCAAGAAGGGCAAGAAGCGCGCUAGCGAUCAAAAGGAAGAGGCUUUGCAAAAGGCAAAACAAUCUCCCCCGCCGCCGCCUGAGCCGAAAAAAGAGGUUAAGGCCGCUGGCCAGAAGCGCAAAACUACAGAUGGGGUCCAGGAGAAGGAAGCGAAGCAGAAGAUUCGCAAGGUUACGGAGACCCAAGCGGUACCCGUGCAGCCGCCGGCAGCCCCGUCAGCUUCGUCAGCCCCGGCAGCCCCGCCAGCGCCGUCGGCACCAUCAGCACCAUCUACGACUCCUGCAAGCGAAGCGAGUCCCAAGAUUUCGGAGCUCCCAGACACUCGCCAGGGUCCUGCGAAACUCCUAUGCAAGUCGCUUAACUUUUCUCUCGGCAUCGCUGACAAGAAUGGGCAAGUUCCAAACGAUGGCAUGUCCAUUGCGGAGCGCGCUGAGCGCUUCGCACUUGAGAUCGAGCGUGCAGUGCAUGACAGCCACCCGACGACCAGCUCCUAUGCCAGCCAAAUCCGUACACUGGCCUUCAAUCUCAAGGGUAAUCCCGAGCUUACUACCCGGCUACUGGAAAAAAACCUAACCCCGGCCAUGUUGGCAUCCAUGACGACGGAGGAGCUUGCGUCUAAGGAGCUGCAGAGGGAAACGGCUGAAAUGAGAGCAAGGGCUGAGAAGCAGUCGAUCAAGAUUACGGAUGAUUUCCCAAGGAUCAGGAAAACACAUAAAGGUGAAGAGUUCAUCAGUGAUGAUGGGUUUGCUGAGAUUAGCGAAGAAAUCCCAUCAGCUCCGGUACGCCGGCCAACAGCCCCUAAGCAGGAACCGAAGGAGACUACCGAGAUGCUCCAGGAUGCUUCGCGAAGAUCCAGCUCAGCACAGACGUCUCCUACAAGGGCAGAUUUUGACCUCAACAAGGUCUUUUCAAGCGUCAAGGCCCCUAGUGUACCACAAACUCAGGUGCCGGCCCCGUUACCGACAGCACCAGCUGCUGGCCCAGGCGUCGAUCCCGAUGUCGACCGCCUGCUUGAUGAUGGCACCCAGUCACCGCCAUACUCCCCUAAGGAGGAACUUGAUCCGGAUGUCGUCUGGCGCGGGAAUCUCGUCAUGAACACACUGGCCAACGUCUCGGUGAUAGCCAAGCACGCUGGAGGUGCCAACCUUAGCGAGACCAUUGGGUUGCCGUGGAACAAAUUGAUUCCCAAGACUCUGACGGUCUGCGGCCGCAUCGACGAGCAGCAGGCCAUCGUCUACCUGUGCAGUCUCAGGUACAGCCUGCCGACUGACGUGGUGGUCGUCAACCUCGAGCCAACGACGCCUGCUGCCAGGGAAGGUAUGCAGAAGCUAAUCGAUUACUUUGUGUCGAAGAAGCGGUAUGGUGUGAUUGGGGAUAAGGGAGUUGCCAAUGUUCGUGAUACCUACCUUGUGCCUGUCCUGCCCGGAGCGCCGCAGCCCGAGUUCAUGCUCAACCUUGCGGACAACUACAUCCCCGAGCAAAGGACCGAGCCCAUGAUGCUCGCCGUGUUCGUUUAUAGGAAUGAUCCCGAAACCAUCCAGCGCAUUCACGGCACCACCGACCCGAACCACGUCAUUAAGAUGCACCAAGCCGCUGCCCAGGCCCAAGCCCAAGCUUCCAGGCUCCUCCUGUCCGGCAGCAGUCCAUCUCAGCCCCCGCCUUCUCCCCUACUUCUCCGCAAGGUCCCUUCCCCCAGUACCCCUCCCCCGCAACGGCACCCCGUCCAGCAUCCGCCUGCUUCCCAUCCCCCUCAACAACACCACCCUGCGGCCGCGGCCUCGCCUCCUCAGCCUCCGAAACCCCCCGCCCCGUUCAUCCCCCCGAACCCGGACGAGCGACAACGGCAAGGGGAAGCCAUCGCCCGUGAGGUCUUGGGGCCGUUGAUUACGUCUCCGACGGUUGCGUUCUUGUUGCCGCAGGCUCAUAAUAUGCAUCGGAAGGAGUGGGAGGUGAUUAAGCGGAUCUUUGAGGCUGAUCCACGCGCGAGGGAGGAUCUGCCUUACUUGAGUAAUGUGUUGGAGAAGCAGAGCCAGGCCCAGCAGGCUCAGCAACAGCAGUUGCAACAGCAGCAAAGGGAGCGGGAGAGAUUGGCGCAGCAGAUGGCUGCUGGGGGGCAUCAGCAGGUUCAUCCAGUGUAUCAACAACAGCAGCAGCAUCACCCUGCCCAAGGUCAGCCGCAUCCACAGGUUCAUCCGCAGUAUCAUCACCAUCAAGCUCAGCAACAGCAGCAUCCCGGUGUUGCACCGCAUCCCCCUCCUCCGCAACCGCAACCUCAUACCCAUCAAGUUCAGCCUGCUCAACACCAGCAUCAACCUCAAUCGCAGGUGCAACAUGCUCCCCCUCAACAGCAACAACCGCAUCCUCAUCCGGCUCCAAUCCGCCAAACCCCUAUCCCUCCUCCUCCAAUCCCUCCCAUGCCUGCUGCCCCAACGACGACUGCUGGCGGUCCCCCAAGGCAGACACCUAUUCCUCCGCCGCAGAUCCCGCCUCCUCCUCCACACCCACAGCCAACUCAAGCUCCGAUUCCAACGGCGAUCCCGGCGCCAGUUAAUAAGGGGACUAUGGCUCCUGCUUCUGUUGUUGGCGUACCACAGGGCCAGGGCCAAGGACAAUCUCAGCAGCAGGGUUAG